This is a messenger RNA of Hydractinia symbiolongicarpus, 1830 nucleotides long. RefSeq names its product TNF receptor-associated factor 3-like. Gene Ontology annotation, cellular component: cytoplasmic side of plasma membrane; plasma membrane signaling receptor complex. Bases 106 to 1494 code for a protein of 462 amino acids. The record is from RefSeq and is a predicted model, not a curated record. Gene Ontology annotation, molecular function: tumor necrosis factor receptor binding; ubiquitin protein ligase binding; zinc ion binding. Lineage: Eukaryota; Metazoa; Cnidaria; Hydrozoa; Anthoathecata; Hydractiniidae. Gene Ontology annotation, biological process: regulation of canonical NF-kappaB signal transduction; tumor necrosis factor-mediated signaling pathway; positive regulation of JNK cascade. The transcript has 4 exons.
UUUAUGUUACAAAGCAGGAAAAAACCUUUAACAUUUUUGUGUAACUUAUAAAAGGUUCAUCACUUAUAACUGAUACAUAUUUGAUCGAAGAGAAGAGAAGAAGAGAUGUUGGAAAAUACAAACCUUUUUAACGAUCUCCAACCAGUCAUAAAGAAAGGAAAACCCUCUUUAUGUUCUACAGCGUCAUCAGAUCUACAAGGAUACGACGUUCUACUACAAGAUGGAAAACAACAUGGCUACCUUCAAUGUCCACUGUGCAAAAAGUUAAUGCGAAACCCCAUCCAAACAUUUCGUGGAGAGCUAGCUUGUGAAACUUGCUACAAAAACGCCAUGCACACUGGUAUAUGUCCGAUUGACAACGAACCCAUCACAGAAAAGCAGAUUUUUCCUGACCAAGCCAAAAGAAAAGAAAUUAAAGCGUUAAGAUGCUUUUGCGAGAACGAAAAAUUAGGUUGCGAAUGGGAAGGAACAAUAGCUUUAUAUGAGCAACACGAAUUAUCGUGUCAAUAUAAACCAAUUAACUGUCCGUUCUGUAAUGAUGGCGUAAGCAAUUUAGAAGAACACAUGCAAACAUGUAGCAUGAUAAAGGAACAAGAACACUGUCCAUUUAAGGAAGCUGGAUGUACUUAUAAGCCAGUUGCAUCGAAUGAUUUACUGAAACAUUUACAAUCUAAUACAUACAUACACAUAGCCAUGUUGGUUUCUACGAUAAACAUGAUAAAGAUAGAUAACUCCACCUUGCAAGCACAGCUAAAUAUCAAUCAGACCUCAAUUGCUAAAAUUAAAGAAAACACUGACAAAGAGAUGAGCAGGUUAAGUGAUACGAUUGUUCUUUUAACUGAACAACUAAGAGCGUUACAGGAUGAUAUGAGUCAAGUCACUAGAGAGGUGGAUAAAUUAAAAAACACUCGGCUUAAUGAAGAAAAAACUAUAACUAAGCCUCAUCCUAAAGACGAGGCUAUACAAAACGAAGUCUCUCUUAUGCGCGCAAAUCUUUCUGACCUUGAUUUGAGGCAACAGUUGAUGGAAAACACGACAUUUAAUGGUAAAAUGUUGUGGAAGAUUGAUAAUUACGAGAAACGUCUUCAGCAAGCGAAAAUUGGAGAAGUAACAGCGCUCCAUAGCGCGCCAUGUUUUACAAAUCGCUAUGGUUACAAAUUCUGCGCGAGACUGUACCUAUUCGGCGAUGGUAUGGGUAAAGGUACCCAUUUAUCGUUAUUUUUUGUUCUUAUGAAAUCAGAAUUUGAUAACGUGCUCCAAUGGCCGUUUCAGAAACAAGUUACAUUUCGUUUGAUUCAACAAGGUCAAAAGGGGACGACAAAAGAAGUUAAAGAGAGCUUUUUUGCAGAUAAGUCCUCCUCAAGCUUCCAGAAACCAACCAAGGAAAUGAAUAUAGCAGCAGGCUGUCCAUUGUUUAUUUCUCACAAAGAUUUAAAGAAGGGUGGUUUUAUUGAAAAAGAUAGCUUAUUUAUAGAAGUUACUGUGAAAGCAUGAAAUUUUUUAAAGAUUACACAAAUUAUAGGGUCAAGUAGCAUGUCAACCUCAUCCCAGGGCUCUUCUACACGCCUUGAUAUUGAUAUUUUGACGGGGCGGCUUUGUUAAAAUAUCAUAGACAUGAAGAGUCUUGGAAGCGAGGUUGGUAGCAAGUAGUUUUCACAGAAAAUACAUUCGAACGAAUGAACUCCUUAGUAAUGCAAUGUGAAAUGAAGGAAUAAUAAGAGAGAAAAAAUUAUUUUCUGUUAUGUUUUUUUUGUGUAUAAUAAAUAUUUUGCUGUAUUUAUAAUGUUAUUUAGUGUCAAUUUAAAAGCUAAUAUUUCAAUUAUAAUGCCA